This is a messenger RNA of Beta vulgaris subsp. vulgaris (sugar beet), 1235 nucleotides long. Its product is annotated as metacaspase-9. Lineage: Eukaryota; Viridiplantae; Streptophyta; Magnoliopsida; Caryophyllales; Amaranthaceae. Gene Ontology annotation, biological process: proteolysis. Bases 190 to 1155 code for a protein of 321 amino acids. Gene Ontology annotation, molecular function: cysteine-type endopeptidase activity. The record is from RefSeq and is a predicted model, not a curated record. The transcript has 2 exons.
AAGCACAAUGUCUACCAAAAGAAUUGAACAUAUAACAUAAAACUCACAAUUAAUAUUUUGGUGUACAAAUUGUGCAUAUUACAUCCCCAUAGUACCAAUUUUCCAAAAUUCGUCUUUAAGUCUCUAAAAUCUCCAAAAUACUCGUGUACGUGUAAUUUAAGUCAGUUAGUAAUUAUUUGCUCUCUAGAAAUGGAGAAUGGAAAAAAAAGGAUGGCUUUGUUAGUAGGAUGCAACUAUACAAACACCCAGUAUCAAUUGCAUGGUUGCAUCAACGACGUUGUUUCAAUGCAAGAGCUGCUAGUUGAUCGAUUUGGGUUCGAGCCUGAAUCAAUCGAGCUCCUAAUAGACGAAGGUCCGGGUUCUAAAUUAUUACCAACUGGUGUUAACAUUAAAAAGGCACUCAAGAAGAUGAUUGAUGAAGCUGAAGCAGGGGAUGUCCUGUUUUUUCAUUAUAGUGGGCAUGGCACACUAGUGCCUUCUAAGCAUCACCUUAAACGAGAAGAAGCAAUUGUUCCUUGUGAUUUCAACCUCAUUACUGAUGUGGACUUCAGACAACUAGUGAAUGGGCUACCAAAAGGAGCAAGCUUUACAAUCCUAUCAGACUCAUGCCAUAGUGGAGGCCUCAUUGAUAAGGAGAAAGAGCAAAUUGGGCCCAAUACUUUACCUCCAACAGCCCAAUAUAACAAAAACUUGGGCCUUAAAAACCCAAACUCCAAAAAAGUCUCAGUUGAGUCUAUUAUGGACCACUUAUCCUCACUUACAAACUUGGUUCAGUCUGAAAUUGGGGCCCAUUUAAUCACACUCUUCGGUGAUGACGCAAGUCUAAAGUUUCGUUUUCCCGAAUUGGACCUAGAUCAGUUUUUUGGGCCUCAUAGGCCGGAUUCUGGCAUUUUGUUGAGUGGAUGCCAGUCCAACGAGACGUCCGCUGACAUAUCUGGUGUUGGGCCCAAUGGUCAGGCCCAUGGGGCCUUCAGCUAUGCAGUCCAGUCUGUGUUAAAAGCCCAACAUGGGUCACUUAGUAAUAAGGAGGUAGUGGUGAUGGCUAGAGAGAUACUUGAGAAAGAAAGGAUUGAGGGACAACAUCCUUGCUUGUAUUGUAGUGAUGAGAAUGCUAAUUCAUCCUUCUUGAUGUGGGACAUAGAAAGUAACAAGUGAUUAGUUGAUCAAAUUGUAGUAUAUUGUUGUAUCUUGUUGAUUAAUAAAAUCCUAUUAUAGAUAAUAUAUUCUUUGAUUCA